AUGACGACCAGUCUUCCCAACGAUGUCCUCCUCUUGAUCGGAGAACAUUUGGACCGGCAAGAUCGCUGGAACCUGUUGUUCGUCUCCAACCAUUUUCAUGACUUGUUCCUGCCGCUUUUCUACCGUUCGGUAGCCCUUCACAACUGGCAUAGCACCCUUUCAUUCCUCCACGCCAUAUUGAAGCGCCCAUCGCUUGCACGCGCGGUUCGACAAUUGGACCUGAACGCUUGGCAGUCAAGAAGCGUAUCAGAUGAUGAACGGGCCCAGAUUCUCGACUCUGUACAACUGACAGAUUGGCUGACAGCUAUUUCGCACUCGGAAGACGACCGGUUGCAAUGGAAAAAGGAUCUCCAAUCCGGUUUUGGGGAUCCCUGGAUUGCCCUGGUGCUCCCUCUUUUGGGUCAGUUGGAACGUCUGCGGUUGGCGUAUGCAUCGAAUAACCCUUACUUGGACCGCCUUAUGCAAAGAGCCGUCAACCCCGAAACGCCAUUUGAUGGUCACCAAAUACUUGGUCGAUUGAGAGAGGUUUCGCUGCGCCACCGGGAGGAUCUGGACCGCCCGAAACACCAGGACGGUGCUGAUCUAGAGGAUCGAUCAAGCCCGUCAUCAUCAUCCCUGAUUCUUCCAUUCUUCCAAUUGCCCUCGGUGCAGACGCUCCGUGCGGAGUCCGUGAUCGAUCCUAGCUCCGACACAUCGGGAAUCUCUGAGGACGAGGGCAAUGUGCAAGGGCAAUGGCCUACCGGCUUCUCCUCCAUCAAAGAGAUAGAUCUUCGCUCCAGCAACGGAAAUCACGGUAUGGAAAGCUUGAUCACAUCAUGUGCAGAUCUCCGGUCUUUCAAAUAUCAGCAUUCCGACGCGCAUAUCCUCUCGCAUGGCUACCAACCAUCCGCCUUCCAUCGAUCCUUGAUACGCAGCAAGCAUAGCCUUCAGACCUUGUGGUUAGACCAACAUGGCGAUCAUUACCCCUUCACGGGCGCCGGACUCAACCAAACACACGACGAGUGGUUCGGGUCGCUGGCCGGCUUUGUGGCUUUACGGGAUGUGCGUAUUCGGCUGCCCAACCUUCUGGAUAUCCGCUACCAGAAUCAGCCGAGCACGCCUCUCGUGGAUAUACUCCCACCGAAACUAGAGACUCUCUAUAUCGAGGGAUGUGAGGAACGGAAUCUGUCCAUGCUCGCCUCGCAGCUCCAGACUGUGAUUAAGAACCGCCAGGCCAAGGUACCGCAACUCCACCGAGUGGACAUCGAGGGCGCAUUCCACAAUGAUCCUUCCGAUGACUCUGGACACACCGAGUCCUUUCUGGCCGAGUCUCCUGAGAACACUAUCAAAGACAAGAUCCUCCAAGCCGCUGAGCCUUUGCACAUGGAUUGUCUCAACGCGGGAAUGGAACUUCAUCUCCACGAUCGCAUAUGUUCUGCCUCCCCGGGGGUAUCCUGGUGA
Messenger RNA from Penicillium riverlandense, 1440 nucleotides. RefSeq lists its product as uncharacterized. The coding region runs from base 1 to 1440 and encodes 479 amino acids. The transcript has a single exon. Gene Ontology annotation, molecular function: protein binding. The record is from RefSeq and is a predicted model, not a curated record. Lineage: Eukaryota; Fungi; Ascomycota; Eurotiomycetes; Eurotiales; Aspergillaceae.